This is a messenger RNA of Colletotrichum siamense, 762 nucleotides long. It is a transcript of the gene nipblb-0, whose product is annotated as Nipped-B-like protein B. The record is from RefSeq and is a predicted model, not a curated record. Bases 1 to 762 code for a protein of 253 amino acids. NCBI's taxonomy places the organism in Eukaryota, Fungi, Ascomycota, Sordariomycetes, Glomerellales, Glomerellaceae. The transcript is spliced from 4 exons.
AUGCUCUACUCUACCUUAUUCGUCGCUGCACUCGCGGCCAUUUCUUCGGUCGCCGCCCUGCCGGCUGACGCCGCCGACGCUCGUGACCGCGACCGCGAUCGUGACGACAUUUUCCGUCGUGGCGAGUGUCGCGACGAGCGUGAUGAGCUCUACUGCGGUAGAGGCAUCAGCGAGUACUCCCGCUAUGACGAGGGCAGCCGCUACUGCCGCAGAGAUCGAGUCAACAGGAUCUUCUGCGCCUAUCGCGAGCAGCGCGAGUUCGCUCGCCAGAUCGCCGAGGAGUGGCGUCGCAUUGAGGAGUGCGAGCUCGACGAGUACUGGGACAUCGGCAGACGCCGCUGCGAGUGCUACCGCAGACGCGAUAGGGAUGGAGACAGAGACAGAGAGUGCAGACGCCGCCGCGGUGAGAGCGAUCGCGACCGUGAUGGAGACCGUGACCGCGACCGUGGUGACCGUGAUGGCGACCGUGACCGUGACGGAGAUCGCGACCGCGACCGUGGCCGUGAGCGCGAUGCUCCUAACUGCAAGGGCCGUGACAUUGCUUUCUGUGCCGCCAGUGAAGCGCAGAUCGUUACCUUUGAGCGCACGAACAUUCUCUGCACCCGUGGCAAUGGCAAUUACGUCUUCUGUGCCAGCCCUGAGCCCGGCCGCGCCCGCGAGAAGGCCAGGGAUCACUUCCGCGACAACAGGAAGGCUGCGGUUGAGCCUGUCAAGGCACCUGCUGCCCAGGCUCCCGCCCAGGCUCCCGCUAAGGCUGCAUGA